UACUGUACUGAUACUACUACUGAUACUACUAGUACUAAUACUACUACUAGUACUACUACCACUAGUACUACUACUACUACCACCAAUACUACUACUACUAGUACUACUAGUAGUACUACUACUACUACAAGUACUACUACUAGUACUAGUAUUACUACUAUUACUAGUACUACUACUACUACUAGUACUACUACUACUACUAGUACUACUACUACUAUUACUAAUAAUACUACUACUACUACUAGUACUACUACAACUACUACUACUAGUACUACUACUACUACUACUAGUACUACUACUACUAGUACUACUACUAGUACUAUGAGUACUACUACUACUACUACCAGUACUAAUAACACGACUACGACUACUAGUACAACUACUAGUACUACUAGUAAUACUACACUACUACUAGUAUAUACUACUACUAAUAAAAGUACUACUACUACUACUGCUACUUCUACUACUACUACUAGUACUACUAUUACUACUAGUACUACUACUAAUACUACUACUAGUACUACUACUAGUACUACUACUCCUAUUACUACUACUACUAUUCCUACCAAUACUAAUACUACUACUAAUAGUACUAAUAUUAUUACUAGUAUUACUAACACUACUACUACUACUAGUACUCCUAAUAAUAGUACUAAUAGUACUACUAAUAAUACUACUACUACUACUAGUACUCCUCCUACUACUACUACUACUAGUACUACUACUAAUACUACUACGACUAUUAGUACUACUACUACUAGAACUUCUUCCACUAGUACUACUACUAAUACUAGUACUAAUACUAUUACUACUACUACCAGUACUACUACUAGUACUACUACUACUAGCACUGAUACUAUUACUACUAUUGCUACUACUAGUACUACUACUACUAGUACUACUACUACUACUACUAGUACUACUACUACUACUACUACUACUACUAUUAGUACUACUACUACUACUAGUACUAGUACUACUAGUAUUACUACUACUACUUUUCUACUAUACUACUACUAUACUACUAGUAAUACUACUACUACUUCUAGUACUACUACUAAUACUAGUACAACUACUACUACUACAACUACUACUAAUAAUACUACUACUAAUAUUACUACUACUACUACCAGUACUACUACUAGUACUACUACUAAUACUACUAGUACUGAUACUACUACUACUGCUACUACUAGUACUACUAAUACUACUACUAGUACUACUACUACUACCACCAAUACUACUACUACUAGUACUACUAGUAGUACUACUACUACUACAAGUACUACUACUACUAGUACUAGUAUUACUACUACUACUAGUACUACUACUACUACUAGUACUACUACUACUACUAGUACUACUAAUACUAUUACUAAUAAUACUACUACUACUACUAGUACUACUACAACUACUACUACUAGUACUACUACUACUACUACUAGUACUACUACUAGUACUAUGAGUACUACUACCACUACUACCAGUACUAAUAACACGACUACUACUACUAGUACAACUACUAGUACUACUAGUAAUACUACUACUACUACUAGUAAUACUACUAGUAAUACUACUACUACUAGUACUACUACUACUAGUACUACUACUACUAGUACUACUACUACUACUACUACUACUAAUACUACUACUAGUACUACUACUAGUAUACUACUACUAAUAAAA
Molecule: messenger RNA, 1686 nt
Organism: Trichobilharzia szidati
Lineage: Eukaryota; Metazoa; Platyhelminthes; Trematoda; Strigeidida; Schistosomatidae
Source: the annotation of a GenBank genome assembly